UUAUAUUUUAUAGGAGGCCAUAAUAAAAACUAAUAACAACAUUUUGGUUCUUCUCUGAAUAUCUCAGCCCCCUCCAAGGGUAACUAAAACCUGUCCAGAACACCCCUGUGUACCUAUAUAACACCUCCCUCUCUGUAACAAUAGUUGGAUCAAUAACCCAUUAAAAUAAACCUGGUUGGACAGAGCAGCAGCCUGCAUUAACCCCCGCCAAGCUGGUCAGGAGUAAGAGGGGGUUGUUCAUAGGGAACACAGGGUGUGUGUGUGUUUCUCCUGGUUCAGGAGGGAAUAACACCCUGAGCACUAAACUAAUAUAUACAUUAGCAACCGCAUCUAAGCUCCACACAAGCUCACCUAGCGCAGGCACAGCUCAGACUGCAGCACAGACAGGAGCAACAGAAGCUCAGACUGGAGCAACAGAAGCAAAGACAGGAAAGGAACAGAAGCUCAGACAGGAGCAACAGAAGCGCAGACAGGAGCAACAGGAGUAACAGAAGAAGCACCUUGUAAAGAAGAGAAGGUUAAUCUGCCUUUAGAACUGUCCAGCCAAGAGGAACCAAUUGCACUUUCCCCACAUGCUCAGUGACUGAUCGUUACUCCCAUUCUAAGCUGUGCCAUCACCUGCCACCAUGGGAUUUGCCUACGCGCCAACCACAGCCAUUGAAGGAGCGUUGCGCUGCGUCUUGGCGCAUGAAAACUGGUGACAACUUGUAGAGGAGACACGUGGAUAAGAGGCAACACUCGGUGCUGGUUUUGGGUUGAGAAGCGACCGGGUUUACAAACAGAUGGGGAGAAGAUAGGAGCAGCCAGAGAAAUGUCAGAGAGAGGCAUACAGCCAGCAACUUCUUUUUGGUACUAAAGAUCUGGUUAAUUGGGUCGAGAGAAUGGAUCCAGUUCCUCUGCUAAUGGCUUCUUAUCUAGAGCCUGAAUCGAAGGACAUUAAUUACAGCUUUUUCAAAAAUGCUUCUGAAAACAAAACAGAAAUUGAGCCUUCGGUCUCUGGAAUGAGCACCUUUAUCAUCCCUUUAAUCUACCUUUUGGUGUGUGGGAUUGGACUUAGUGGUAACACGUUGGUCAUUUACGUUGUUCUGCGCUACGCCAAGAUGAAGACAGUCACUAACAUUUAUAUCUUGAACCUGGCGGUGGCCGAUGUCUUGUUCAUGUUGGGUUUGCCAUUUCUUGCCACCCAAAAUGCCAUUUCUUAUUGGCCGUUCGGGACUUUUCUGUGCAGACUGGUGAUGACAGUGGAUGGCGUUAACCAGUUUACUAGCAUCUUCUGCCUCACUGUAAUGAGCAUUGACCGGUACCUGGCUGUGGUUCACCCUAUCAAGUCCACCAAGUGGAGAAGACCAAGAGUAGCAAAACUCAUCAGCGCCACAGUAUGGACUCUCUCUUUCCUAGUGACUUUGCCGGUUAUCAUCUUUUCUGAGGUCCAACCAGAUUACCACACUUGCAACAUCAGCUGGCCAGAUCCUAUAAGUAUCUGGGCUGCUGCCUUCAUCAUCUAUACAUCAGUAUUGGGCUUCUUUGGACCUUUAUCGGUGAUUUGCCUCUGCUACCUUCUCAUCGUAAUUAAGGUAAAGUCCUCAGGUCUUCGCGUUGGUUCCACCCGACGUAGAAGGUCAGAACGCAAGGUGACAAGAAUGGUGGUCAUCAUCGUGGCAGUGUUUGUCUUCUGCUGGCUCCCGUUCUACAUCAUUAAUAUAGUGAACUUGUCUUUCUUUGUGCCGGAGGAACCUGCCUUUGCAGGAGUCUAUUUCUUUGUGGUGGUCCUUUCUUAUGCCAACAGCUGUGCCAACCCUAUCCUUUAUGGCUUCCUCUCGGACAACUUUAAGCAGAGUUUUCAGAAAGUUUUGUGCCUACGCAAAAGCAACGGCAUCAAAGACGCUGACCUGACGGAGAACAGGCAAGAGAAAAGCAGUCGUCUGCAAGAGACCAUGCUGCCGUCACGGAACUCAGAGUUUAAUGGCCACAUGCAAACCAGCAAGGUCUGAAUUUUGACCCCCUUUCCCUUUUCAAAAAGAUGUAAAAAUUAAAAAUAAAGAGCACUUGAGGCAAAAAAAGAAAAAGGGGAAAAAAUACUGCUUUUAUGAAAUGGAAAUUUAGACUGAAGCACUGAGAGGAAUCAGGAUGGAAUAUAUUUAAAGAUGAAAGAGUGUAUAUAUUUAGUAUGGCCUGGAGAUUACUCACAGUAUUUCAGUAGCUAUCACCUUUGGAUCCAUUUUCUCUGCUACCAGUGAUGUUUUUGCCUUUCUAUCUUGCCGUCUAUGCAUUAUCAUAACUGUCCAAAAAACAAUUUGUGGAGGCUCUUCUGACACCGCACGCAUUGUAUUGCUUUCUUUCUGUCUGAUAAUGUGCUUUCCGUCCAAAAUUGGAGCGACCCAAAACCACACUUUCCAGUUUAUGGUCAGGUUUGAACGUUUUCCUUUGGAAAAGAUUUCUAUUUGUACAGUCGAAAAAACAUUCCGCAAGUCGUGACGCCCAAAUGCUGGCUAGCCUUUGUUUCUGUUAAAAAUCAGAGGGGCCACGUAUUGUUUAUUGAAACGGUGAGAUGACUGACAACAAAUCCAUAAAGGACAAGGUUAUGAUUCAUAAUCAUUAAGGACAUUGAGGCGUCUCUGACGCAAGGAAGAGGGCUUCAAAGAAGAAAUGUUGCCAGACUGUGAAUGAGGAAUGGCCAAGGCCUGCAUGUGAAUUGGCAUCCUUGCUUAGCAUGCAUGAAAGGUCUUAGAGUGAUCUAAGGAAUACAAUGAAAAGUGAAUCAGUUAUCAGUAUAGGGGCCACUUCAAUAUAGGGCCCUGGUAAACAGUAUUUUGCCUUGUUCCAAAGUGGGGUCCUCUGUCCACUCCUGGUAGAACGGUCAAAUGGGGUUCUGGUGGGGCAACUGUAAAGUAGGCGUGCCUGUUUGGUAAAUUUAAUCCAGUACAACAACUGCUUGAGGGUUGUAGGGUGGGACAUCCUUGACCCAUAACUUUUAUAUUCAAGAAGAAGUCACAGUGACCCACAGCAACCAAUUAGCAGUCAGCUUUAAUGGUCAGUUUUAGUCACUUUGAUGAAAUCAAUUUACUAUUUCACUGUUAUACAGGUAUAGGAUCCAUUAUCCAAAAACCCAUUAUCAAGAAAGCUCCGAAUUACAGAAAGGCCGUCU
Messenger RNA from Xenopus laevis (African clawed frog), 3145 nucleotides. It is a transcript of the gene sstr5.L, whose product is annotated as somatostatin receptor 5 L homeolog. Bases 882 to 1991 code for a protein of 369 amino acids. NCBI's taxonomy places the organism in Eukaryota, Metazoa, Chordata, Amphibia, Anura, Pipidae. Gene Ontology annotation, biological process: regulation of insulin secretion; G protein-coupled receptor signaling pathway; signal transduction. Gene Ontology annotation, molecular function: G protein-coupled receptor activity; peptide binding; neuropeptide binding. The record is from RefSeq and is a predicted model, not a curated record. The transcript is spliced from 2 exons. Gene Ontology annotation, cellular component: plasma membrane; membrane; neuron projection.